AUGAACUCUGGGAACGAUAGCUGGCACUCCUCUGGUGGUGGGCCUCCGUCGCACCCUGGCAUGGAUCAGAUGAAUCAACAGCCUCGACCCUUGGGGUCUUUUGGCCAAAAUCCUCCCCAACAAGGCCCAGCUUCGCAGUCCUCCGGACCUGUCCUCCCUCCUCCUGCCGGACCUUAUCACCCCGCUGGUCAAUCUGGCGGUCAUUCUCUCCCAGGCCUAGCAGAAUUAAGCCAAACCCAUGGCGCUCCACACCAAUCUUCCGCAUAUGGACAACAUGGCCCUGGUCCUUCCCAUGGAUCUGGUCACUCUUUGCCUGGAAUUGGGCAAGCGAUGCAGCAUGCGUCCCCACAAUCUCUGAACCGCGAACGCGAGCGGGACUCCAGAGAGAGGGAUCUCAUUGAGCGCCAGCGUCAGGAAGAGAUGGUCCACCGAGAGCGCGAGCAGCGCGAACGCGAACAAAUGGAACGUCAGCAGAUGGAACGUCAACGCGAACAUCAUCCCGUCCAAAGCCACCCAGGUUCCAUCCCCCUUCACCAACCCGUGGCUUCGAAGGUCCAGAAUUCCAUUCACGGUCCCAAUGGUCUCCUCUCAAAUCUAGGCGCAAACCCGAACAAUGGCCCUCAAGGUAGUGUACAAGCUUCCGGUGGUCCCGCCAGUCUCUUCGGUCCGCAAAUGCCGCACGAAGGUACUCCUCGUUCAUACAUGCAGCACCCCGGUGGACCCCCGAUGAUGGGAGGAUACAAUGGAGCAGCUCAACAGAUCCCCGGAAAUGUUGCUGCUCUCGCACAAGGCCAGCAACCUAUUUUGAAUGCAAGUCUUCCACUGGAACAUCUAGGAACAAACCCUCCCCUCAAUUACAUGAUCCUAACAUCCAUUACCGCCGCGCAGGAUGCCCUUAGCUACCUGGAUCAAGUCAAAGUUCGAUUUGUGGACCAGCCCGAUGUCUACAACCGAUUUCUGGAUAUAAUGAAAGACUUCAAGAGUCAAGCAAUUGACACUCCCGGAGUUAUCCAACGGGUCUCCACCCUUUUCAAUGGUCAUCCUGCACUGAUCCAGGGUUUCAAUACCUUCCUCCCUCCCGGAUAUCGUAUUGAAUGUGGUACUGAAGACAACCCUGAUGCGAUUCGAGUGACAACUCCAUCGGGAACCAACACUUUGAGUAUGCCCCGUGCAGGACGUCCUUUGGAGAAUAUCAAUGAUCAGGUCUCUUCAAGUAGCCUUGGCCCGCCCGGUCGGCCUGAUUACUACGAUCAGUCCCGUCCAGGUUGGCAACAAACUCAACAGCAGCAGCAGCAGCAGCAGGCCCAGCAGCAUCAACAACAACAGCAGCAGGCUCAACAGCAGCAGCAACAGCAGACUCAACAGCAGGCUCAGCAGCAAGGCGUCCCUGGAUCUUACUCUCCCGGAUCCCGAAUGCUGGGUGGUCCAAGUAUGUACCCAGAUGGCCAAGGUCCUCCCCACGAUCAUCACUAUGGUUACCAAAGCCAAGAGGCUCAAGGUGCCGCCGCGGCUCUAUCGCAUCAACAAGAUCACCGUGGAGUUGCACAGCUUCAAGGUGCUGCCUCAGCUGCUUCAGGUAUGGGUAGACCUGGUUUGAUGCAAGUUUCAGGCGCUGGUCCAAAUGCCAGCCUUACUCAGCCAAUGAGCAACUUGGCUGGGGUUGGCGGUAUGCUUCAAGGCGGCCAUGCUGAUUUGAACAAGCGUGGACCCGUGGAAUUCAAUCAUGCCAUAAGCUAUGUGAACAAGAUCAAGAACCGCUUUUCACAAGCGCCAGAGAUUUAUAAACAGUUCUUGGAAAUACUGCAGACAUAUCAGCGGGAGUCAAAACCCAUUCAAGAUGUGUACGCACAGGUUACUCAGUUGUUCAAUACUGCUCCAGAUCUGCUGGAGGACUUUAAGCAAUUUUUGCCAGAGUCUGCAGCCCAUGCCAAGCAACAGGCCGCAGCUCGUCUUGCCGAGGAGUCCAUUCCUAUCAGUAACAUGCGUGGCGGUGAAUCUAUGGGCAUUCCUUCUCAGUCCUCGAACCGUGAUAUGAAGAAUAUGCCACCACUGGGCAACUUUAAUGUCAAGGAUUCUGGCAAGGAGAACAAGAAGCGCAGAGGGGCAGGUCCAGGUGUUGCUGGGUCUUCUGUAUCAGGGCCUUCUGGUAUUGAUGCCAGAUUGCCUGAAUCUCAGAUGCGUGGCCAGCCUGCACAGUUUGGCAAUGCAAGCAAGAGACCCAAGUACAUCCACGGAAAACCUUCUGGCGCUGACAUGCCUAACGUUUCUCCCACCCUGAUCCCCGCAUUGCCAGAACCCCUCCCGCCGUCUGUGUUGACAACACCGAGUCAAGAAGAGAUUGCUUUCUUCGAUCGGGUCAAGAAGUUCAUUGCGAACAAGCAAAUCUUCAGUGAUUUCUUGAAGCUGUGUAAUCUUUACACAAACGAUCUCAUUGAUCGUUUCGUUCUCGUCAAGCGUGCGGAAGGCUUCAUUGGCUCCAACGCAGAGCUGAUGAGUUGGUUCAAACGCUUCAUGAAUGUCGAAGAACCUGAAGAUAAGACAAUCGACCCCAAGCCACAGGCAGAGCCUGGUACCGUGAAUCUUGCUCACUGUCGAUCCUUGGGUCCCAGCUACCGUCUAUUGCCCAAGCGAGAGCGCCAGAAGGCAUGCAGUGGUCGUGAUCAGCUUUGCUUCGAAGUGUUGAACGAUGAGUGGGCCUCACACCCAACAUGGGCGUCCGAAGAUUCUGGGUUUGUUGCACACCGAAAGAACACCUAUGAAGAUGCUCUUCACCGCAUCGAGGAAGAUCGUCACGAUUAUGAUCACCACAUCGAGGCUUGUACCCGCACUAUUCAACUCAUUGAGCCCAUCUGCCAACAGUUCUUGCACAUGUCUGAAAGUGAACGUGCCAACUUCAAGUUGCCACCUGGUCUUGGUGGUCAAAGUGAGGCUAUCUACCAGCGUGUCAUUAAGAAGGUGUACGACCGUCAACGUGGUGAGAAGAUCAUCAAUGACAUGUUUGAGCGACCUUGCCAAGUACUUCCUAUUGUUCUAUAUCGCUUGAAGCAAAAGCUCGAGGAGUGGAAGGCCUGCCAGCGUGAGUGGGACAAAGUCUGGCGUGAGCAGAUGCAGCGAGCAUACUGGCGCAGUCUUGACCACCAGGCCAUUGCCACUCGGCAGACCGAUAAGAAGCUCUUCAUUGCGAAGAACAUCCAGCAAGACCUCCAAGGCAAAUUUGAAGACGCUCAAAACCGCCGUAAGGCUGGCUUCAAGGUCCUCAACUAUCAAGCUGAGAUGAAGAUGGAUGAUAUGGAUGUCCUCUUAGACACCACACACUUGCUCUGCAUGUACAUUGAUCGAAGCACCUCUGGCUUUGGCGCUGAACCCCAGCGUUUGAUCAAUUUCGUCAAAGACUUCAUUCCCAUCUUCUUUGGACUGGACCGUGAAACUUUCCAUGAUUACAUGGAUGAACUCAUGACCGCCGCUACCCCCCCUGAGGAGUUGGAAGACAAUUUUGCCGCAGAAGAGGAGUCGGCUGCAAGCCACAAGGCACCCAACACGCAGAAGCUGGAUCUCCUGCGUGAGGUUUUGGAGCGUCGUGUGGAGAAGAGCAAUCAGGAGAAAUCGAAUGGAGUUGCCGGCACUGAACAGCAGCAACAGCAGCAGCCGACUCCCGAAAUUGGACGCGCUCUUUCUGCAGCUGUGUCCGAGGCCGAGGAUACCUUUGACGUGGCCGAGCUGAGGUGGAUGGAGCAUCCUGGUCACGGAAACUUCAAUGUCGAGCAUGAGUACACUCUAAAUGAUAAGUACAAGAAGACCGAGCAUCACAUGUACUGCAACUUGAACAUUCUUUGCUUCUUGCGCACAUAUGAGAUCCUUUAUGCGCGUCUGUUGCGCAUCAAGCAACAAGAAGAGAGUGCCCACGAACAAGUUCGCCGAGGUCUUUUGCCCAAGCCUGCUCAUGAGCUUUGUCUCAUUGAUCGAUUCCCCAGUGAUUUCUUCUACGAUGUUGAGCCAAAGGCCAACCUUUACAAGCAAAUUGUCCGCAUGUGCGAAGAGGUGAUUCGGGGUGAUAUUGAUCAGAUUCACCUCGAAGAGACUCUCCGUCGCUUCUACAUGCAAGGUGGAUACCUUUUGUACAAUCUGGAGAGAAUCUUCUCUUCCAUUACCAAGUUUGUUGCGUCCAUCUUUACUGGUGAUUCCCGCGACCGCAGCUCGGAUAUUGCGAACCUGUUCUUCAAGGAGCGCGAAAAGGAGGAGACUACCCAUCACCAGGAGAUUCAAUAUCGUAAGCAGGUUGAGAGGCUGGUGAAGGAAGGCGAUAUCUACCGUGUCACUUACUUCCCCUCCAAUCGCCGCAUUACCGUGCAAGUGAUGACCACAGAAGAUGCCACUUUCGAACAUGACGACUUGUCCUCUGAAGCCCGCUGGUCCUACUAUGUGACAGCCUACUCGAUGCGUGACCCAACCGAAGGCGUUCACUUCUCGGAGAUGCGUAUUCCAUUCAUGAAGCGUAACCUACGCGGCAAACUAGACGAUGACGAAGAAUAUGAACGUUUCUACCGCCGCCUUCAGCACCAUGACGGCCUGAUCAUCCGCAUCUGCGCCAACAAUUAUACCAUUCUUUAUCAACCCCCUAGCCAUGACUGGUUCUGGCGCCCUACCGCACCAUCAAUGAAGGAUCUCGAGGCCGCAAAGGCCUUCGAAGAAGACCAGGCCAGGGAGAAGAGUACUCUCAAAGAGAAACGCCAUGAUCGCUUCGUCGAGAAGUUCGUCAACAACCCCAACUGGGCACGUGGUCUGAGCAAGGACAAGGUCGAUGAGUCGAAUCAGCGCUUCCGCUCCUGGAUUAACGGGACACUGGAAGACGGAGAACCUACUGCCAAGGUUUCGCCGGCUCCCGCCGAGGAGGCCAGUGCUGCGGCUCCCUCGGAGAAGGAGCACACCGAGGCCGAAAUUCCGACGGAAAAGACCGAGGCCGACGAACCUAGCAACGCCGAAAAGACCGAAAACGCAGAUGUUGAGAUGGCCGAUGCUGAACCUGUGGUGUAA
Penicillium verhagenii is the source of this 5031-nucleotide messenger RNA. RefSeq names its product transcriptional regulator SIN3. Gene Ontology annotation, molecular function: transcription corepressor activity. NCBI's taxonomy places the organism in Eukaryota, Fungi, Ascomycota, Eurotiomycetes, Eurotiales, Aspergillaceae. The record is from RefSeq and is a predicted model, not a curated record. The coding region runs from base 1 to 5031 and encodes 1676 amino acids. The transcript is spliced from 6 exons. Gene Ontology annotation, cellular component: chromatin; Sin3-type complex. Gene Ontology annotation, biological process: negative regulation of transcription by RNA polymerase II.